Messenger RNA from Penicillium robsamsonii, 2391 nucleotides. RefSeq names its product P-loop containing nucleoside triphosphate hydrolase protein. The coding region runs from base 1 to 2391 and encodes 796 amino acids. Lineage: Eukaryota; Fungi; Ascomycota; Eurotiomycetes; Eurotiales; Aspergillaceae. The record is from RefSeq and is a predicted model, not a curated record. The transcript is spliced from 7 exons. Gene Ontology annotation, molecular function: ATP hydrolysis activity; ATP binding.
AUGACGGUUUCGACUGAAGCUUCUUUGGCAUCUGCUCUGGGGGAAAGGCUGCUGUUUCUUGAAAAGCAGUUCUCGGAGCUUCAGCAGAAGUAUAAUCUGCUAUCGGAUGUUAAAGAAAGCUCGAAUGAAAUCAAGAGCAAGCCUUCUGAGACAACGGAAGCCAAUGAGAAGAGUAGCCCAAAAUCUCGAGUCAAAUUGCUCAAGAGGGUCAAUAACCCUGCUACCGGUGAACGCGAGGAGCUAGAGAGCGACAGCCCGCAAUCCAACACGGAAGGUAACCCUAAUAUUGCCUUCGUUUUGAAGAAAACAAUACCAGAAAAGUUUUCUGGCGCAGAUGACACAUCUGAAAUAGACAUCAUCAAUCUGAACUUGUGGGAGCUCUUGAAGGAGCACCUGGGAGGCUAUCCUUAUCACGUCUUUAGAGGAUCACCUGUUACUCUUUUUUCGCCUUAUGAGGCUAUUAUCUUUAAAUGGGAUGCUCUCCAGAUUGCUUCCAUCGAAGAACCGAAGAAUGAACAGGACAAGCAGGCUAGAGAGGACUUAAAGCUUCUUCUUGAUCACAUAUCAAACAGUUCAUCUGGCGAUAGUAAACUGGACAAGUACUUCAAAGAACGGAACACGACCAUAGAAUACCCUAAGAUCCAGUUUGAUGACCUGUGGACAAUAUUCCCUCCAGGAACCUUGGUUUACGGCAGACCUUUUCAGAACCAGCAUCAAGUUUUUAUCGUCCAGGACAACAUGGGAACAUGGCCAGAGGAGACAAGCAAUCCGAAACAAUUGCAGCCGUGGAGACUGAGCUGUUGGACAUACGACUUCACUGGAGUUAAAUUUGAACGAACAGCAUACGUGAUCGUGUUCGAACCGUACGAGGGAUAUAAACCCUUGCCGGCUUUGCCUUACUAUCCAUUCAAGCACCACCCUGAACACGACCGUGUGAAAGAAGAACUGAUUUCACGCGGCAAAGAGUUUGAGAAACUGUGCUCUGCUCAAAAUUCCCCAUGUCUGUUCGACUACAAAGGUGAUGCCAUUUUUGGAAGAAAGGGCUUUAGUGGGAUGACCCAAGGUGAUGAGGAUGACAGCGAUAUCAAAUCUUUCGCUGCAAUUUGGGGACUUCGUAAAUCGAUGAGAUCUAGCUCCGCAGAAGAAACACCUCUUUUCUCAGCUAAAGCUUCCGAUGCAAAUGGUAGGGUUAUGGUUGAUUACCUGUCCUAUUUCGAAUACGGAAAUUCGAAUGCGCGCAAUGGGGGGCUUGAACGAAGCUCAAUGGAUCCGCCUUGCGUGUGCUUCGAUUGUCGAAACAAUCAAGAGUUGGCAACGAACUAUAGAGAUUAUUUUGACCAUAUCGAGGAGCAGAACAAAUUGGAUGACGAGCAGUACUUGCUCUGCCCGCCCCGCGUAUUAGGAUAUAUUCUCAAGGAAAAGCAAUGGGCGCAGUUGCAGGUUACUCUUAUCAAAGAUAUUCCGAAGGUUGACCCCGAGGACGCCUGGUCCUCUCGCCUGCAACUUGCUGAUGGUAUGACCAAAGAUCUGCUUUUUGAUCUUGUGCAAAGCCACACCUCAUCGGCAUCGCGGACUGAAGAACAUGGUCUUGAAGUUGAUGACAUCAUACCAGGAAAAGGAAAAGGUCUUGUGAUUCUUCUCUACGGUACGACGUUACCCUCUUCUCCGCCACAUGGCAUCCUUGUUGUACUGACUAUCUAUGGAGGCCCUCCUGGCGUGGGAAAAACAUCGACGGCCGAAACGAUUGCUGUUGCGACUCGAAAGCCUCUAUUCUCUGUCAGCGUCGCCGACGUGGGCACCCAAGCCAAACAUGUAGAAUCCAAUCUGUCUAGAAUAUUCAGUCUAGCUACUACAUGGCAAGCAAUUUUGUUGAUUGAUGAGGCUGAUGUUUUCCUCGAGGCCCGUGGAAGGGGUGCGUCGUCAUCAACAGAUAAAAAUGCACUAGUUUCAGUGUUUCUGCGGGUUCUUGAGUACUACCAGGGUAUUGUGUUCCUCACGACGAACCAAAUCGCUCAGUUUGACAUUGCCAUCCCUUCACGUAUCCAUCUUGCCAUUCAAUACAAGAGCCUGAAACCGGAACAGAUGAAGGCUAUUUUCAAAGGGUUUCUUCAGCCUCUUGAGGAUAAAGGCUUGGUGGAUGACUUGGAUGAGAUCCUUGAUUGGCUCCAGGAAGAUGUGUACAAUUUGGGAUUUGACGGUCGUCAGAUCCGCAAUAUUGUCACAACUGCCCUAGGAUUGGCACGAGCGGAGUUCGACCGCGGAAAGGGCAGAGGAAGACUUAGCAAGAAGCAUAUCAAGCCUGUUGUUCAGAAUGUGCGAAUGUUCAAGACUGACUUCACUGUGCAGUAUGACCGGUACAUCAGGUCCCAGGAGUCGAUGAUCAAAAUGUAA